Molecule: messenger RNA, 6289 nt
Organism: Boleophthalmus pectinirostris (great blue-spotted mudskipper)
Lineage: Eukaryota; Metazoa; Chordata; Actinopteri; Gobiiformes; Gobiidae
Gene: dtx1
Product: deltex 1, E3 ubiquitin ligase
Exons: 11
Coding region: 625-2535 (636 amino acids)
Biological process (GO): protein ubiquitination; Notch signaling pathway
Cellular component (GO): nucleoplasm
Molecular function (GO): ubiquitin protein ligase activity; zinc ion binding
Source: RefSeq, a predicted model, not a curated record
CAGAGGCUAUCCUUACAGGUGCGCUUGGACCGCCGUGCGUAAUAGUGAGCAACAAGAAAUGCGCAUUUACUUCACGAAUGCAUGAUGUAAGCCUCACAGAGGAAAGUGUGCGACUACAACUGGUUAUCUAUGCAUCCUGUUUUGUUAAACAGUGUAACUGGGGCAUGCAUUCACUUCAACAGCGGACCAACAAGCUGAUGUGAUCGGCUCCAUAUACACGGGAAUAAAAACGACGUUUAGGCGCCAACAUCGGACCAUUCGAGCUAAAGGAGUCUUUGAAUCUGAAAUGCAGCGUUUACCUGGCAGAUGUGGACGACCACCACUGCAGCCUACAGAUUGUGUCUAGGUCCUGUGGAUCUAGCAUAAUUUGGCUUGAGGGAGAAACUAGAGAGAGAAGAAAGCCCCUUCCAUCUCCACUGCGAUAUGACCUACACUGUCACAAUGCCUUUUUGACACCGGUAUGAGAUGAUUGAGGACUACAACUGUUAGAAGCUGACAGAAGCUUUUUGUUUGUGGUUACUGACACACCAUGUUUCCGAGUGAGAGCUGAUUGAAGUUGCAGUGGUGUAGUAGGCCAGGACUAAGCCAGCAGCUGAAGCGCAGACACCACGCACAACAGAGAAGAUGGCUCGUCCCGGAUCAGGGCUCAAUGGGCUGGGAUACCCCCCUCAGAACCUGGCCCGUGUGGUAGUCUGGGAAUGGCUGAACGAACAUGGGCGCUGGAGACCCUACAGUGCUGCUGUGUGUCACCACAUCGAGAAUGUUUUGAAGGGGGAUGCCAGAGGGACAGUGGUGCUGGGACAGGUGGAUGCACAGCUCUCCCCUUACAUCAUAGACCUGCAGUCCAUGCAUCAGUUUCGGCAAGACACAGGCACAAUGAGACCAGUGCAGAGGAACUUCUAUGAGCCUUCGUCAGCUCCAGGGAAAGGUGUAGUGUGGGAAUGGGAGAAUGACAAUGGUUCAUGGACGCCAUACGACAUGGAGAUCUGUGUCACCAUCCAAAACGCCUAUGAGAAGCAGCACCCCUGGCUGGACCUCACCUCUCUGGGCUUCUGCUACCUCAUCGACUUCAACAGCAUGGCUCAAACCAACCGCCAGAGCCAACGCAAACGCAGGCUUCGCAGACGCAUGGAUUUGGCAUACCCUCUCAUCAUGGGCUCUAUACCCAAAUCUCAAUCCUGGCCCGUGGGUGCAAGCUCCGGUCAGCCCUGUUCAUGUCAACAGUGUAUUCUGGUUAACAGUACACGAGCAGCUUCUAAUGCAAUCCUCGCUUCUCAAAGACGAAAACUGUAUGGGCAAGGGGGCAACGCAGGCGCUACCGGGACGUUAACAACAGUGAGACAAAGCAACACAUUCGCUGGGACUUCUCUCUGGUCACCAACAUCCAACUCCUCAGGCACAAAUGACAAUAACAUUAGUGUGGGGGGAGGACAAGCCAAAGCUGAACAGGUGCAAGUGCCGCUGUCCAAAGCCAACUUCCCCUGCUCCCCUGCGAUGCCCUCGCUCUCCUCACACGGCCACCAUGCACUCACCAUCAAUGGGCAGAACAAUCUCAACCGGCCCGGCACCCAGCGGAUUUCCAUGGGUACAGCCAGAGGAGCCAUCCCCCCAGGUGUUCCUGCUCUCCCAGUGAAGAAUCUCACCGGAUCCGGACCAGUACAUCCAGCACUCGCAGGUAUGACAGGUAUCCUGAUGUGCGCUGCAGGUUUACCCGUUUGUCUGACGAGAGCCCCCAAGCCCAUCCUGCACCCGCCCCCCAUCAACAAGAGCGACCUAAAGCCUGUCCCAGGGAUCAACGGCAUGCGGCGCAAAACCAAAAAGAAGCACCUGAGGAGAGGAAAAAAUCCUGAGGAUGUUGUGAGAAGAUACACAGACAAGAUUAAAGUCGCACCAGAUGAAGACUGUACCAUCUGUAUGGAGAGGCUGUCCAUGGCGUCAGGAUAUGAGGGCGUCCUGCAGCACAGAGGCGUCAAGCCAGAGCUGGUGGGCAAACUUGGCAAGUGUGGUCACAUGUACCAUCUGCUGUGCCUGGUGGCCAUGUACAACAAUGGCAAUAAGGAUGGCAGUCUGCAGUGCCCCACAUGUAAAACCAUUUAUGGGGAAAAAACAGGAACACAGCCGCCCGGGAAGAUGGAGUACCAUGUGAUCCCCCACUGCCUUCCUGGGUACCCUGACUCCAAAACCAUUCGCAUCGUCUAUGACAUUCCUGCUGGCAUCCAGACCAGUGAACAUCCCAACCCUGGAAAGAAGUUCAGUGCAAGAGGUUUUCCACGACAUUGCUACCUCCCUGACAAUGACAAAGGCAGGAAGGUUCUGAAGCUGCUGAUCAUGGCCUGGGACCGCCGCCUUAUCUUCACCAUUGGGACAUCCAGCACCACGGGGGAGUCGGACACUGUGGUGUGGAACGAGAUUCACCACAAAACUGAAUUUGGCUCCAACUUGACGGGCCAUGGCUACCCAGACCCCAACUAUCUCGACAAUGUCCUCACUGAGCUGGCAGCGCAGGGGGUUGGCGAAGACAACUUAAAGGACUGAUAAGCGGCUACAACUGCUUUGCUGAUUCACCGUUCAUGCCAGAGUGCAUUGCAUGAUGGUCCAACAUGCCGCCCACAAACUCAGACUGUGGAAGUGGCAAAAGAGCAGCCACAUGAUAUGGUUAUGAGUAAUAUUUUGAUUCAUGUAACCAGAGAUUUCCCCUGUGAGCAUGUAGUUCACACCAUAUUUUAAGGUGUAAGAAUGUACUGACGUGGUCCAAUGUUGGCAGCUGGAGGUCAGUGGAUGUUAAUUGCUUGUCGCGUUGCUUUUGUAGUGAUGAUGACGGUGCUGACUUUCUGUGUAAGUAGAAAGAGUGGAAAGAUGUCAAAUGGCUAACGCCUCAAAAUGAAUGUUAUUCGCAUUAAUGUUUCCACACAGCGAUGUUCAAGGAUUUGCUGUUUUAAGGCUAAAAAUAUAGCACUGAUUUUGAGGUCAAAUGAAUAAAUUUAUCCUUUUUUGGAAAUUCACUUCUAGUAAAAUAUUGUUGUUUAUCCAAUUAAAUGGAUUUUGGCUUCAAAAGUGCUCUGGGCAAUGAUGCCAUUUUAUAAGCAGCUCUAUUUAGUAAUCCUAUGGAGUGCAUGAAAUAGAUACAUGAAGGAUUUUUGUCAAUUGCAUUUGUAUAUUGUGCUUAACCUUGUGGAGUUGUCAGUUUUGGAGAGAAUUCCUAUUAUAGGCUGCAAACUGGGCAGUUUGUUGCUUGUUGGAAGAUGUGGUUAGUAAACAGAUAUGUUGCAAUCCAAGGUUAAACUAGUUUGUUUUGGUCUGUACUAUGUUCAUGCCAACUUUUGCAAAUGUACUGCCCACAUUAUGGUUCUCACUGUUUGAGCAGCCACUGGCACGACCUAUUACAGGCCCCUGUAACAUGUGACUGUGGCAAUAUUGAGAAGAGAAGAUCAACACAGGUGUCCCCAACUGAAACCACAAUGUUUUUUAAGCCCUUCAAAAAAAGUAUUUUUAAAACUGUCUUAUUGUAGCUAAAUCAGGACUACGCAAUGUUUAAACUAGGGCAUAAAAUGUGUCAUUCAGAAAAAUCUAGGCGCAAAAUUUAGUUUAAAUGAAAAAAAUGACAAACCACCCAACCAAAUCUGACUCAAAUUAGGAACAGGAAAUAUACAAAUCAACCAGGUUCACCAGUGGUUCACCAUACACGGUAUCAGUAUGGGCCUAUGGCAGCAUACAGUUUGAGAACAACUUUUAGUAUACCUCUUAAGUCAUUGCAUUCAGGUCUAGAGCUAGCUUAUUUGUUAAAGUGACUCUUACUUGAGUGCUAUUAUUAGGGCCAUUUGUAAACUCUCUUGGCUCCUUUCCACCAGCAUACAAUUUGAAUAUUACUGCAACUCUAUUAGCUGAAACCAAGUCUUGCUAUUUUCCCUUUUUAGAUUUAAUGUCCUUGAGCUAAGGACAUCCUGAAGGUCCAAGAUGGAGAAUGCUUUCUUCACUCAGAGAUAAAAGAUUAAGCUGCAUAAUUCUACAUAAAUUUAUCCAAUCAAUUAUAGUUUGCAGAGCUACUGUGUGGGCACCAACCAGCUGUGAGCUACAUUAUGGAGUGAAUCACAGUCUUCCAUAGCACUUUGAGGCAACUGUUUGAUUUCAUGUUUUAAUUGUAUUUACAACAGGUUUUUUAGGUUGGUGUUUAUAACUAGCUUGCAAUGCUUUGAAAAUUAUAUAUAUUCUACAUUUCCAGUGUUAUACGGUAUGUACCUUUAAACUUAAGCUCAGUUUGAGUCAAUGGUGUAAGUUUAUUUAUUUUUAUAUAAUCUAUUGAUAUAUUAAUGUCAGAAGAUGACUCUAGGGGCCCAGAUAUAGACCGGCACAUUUUAACAUGAAUACAUACAAAUCUGGCAAAGAGACAUUUGUCAGGGUCAGGGACUGUUGAAAUAUGUAUGACAUGUUAUGAGCGUCUAAUAAUACAAGGAGUGAAGCAUUGUACAGCUGUCCUCGUGGAGUUGUGGGUUCUCAUAAUCAAAUCUAUUGUCAAGUGUUACCCCAAAAUUCUAUUUCAUUUUUUGGCCAGCAUGGUAAUUGUCAGUAUUUGUUUAUUUAAAGAGAAGGGAAUGAAGAACAUGAUACCAGGAUAAGAAAGAAAAAAUAUUUCUUGGUGCAUUUUGAUAAAUUAGGGUAUGGUAGAAAAGUUCACAGUAAGGCGGACUUCAUUAUUAUAAUAUGCAUAGUAAUUUUGUAUAUUCUGUUGUAAACAAUUUUGUUUUUAAAUUCAAUAUCUUUCAGAAUGAUCUACCAUUGAUGCCCUUUGCCUUUAUCUGCGUUUGGAGAUGUGUACACUGAAUUGUGACAUCUUGUGGGUGUACUAACUUUAAGCAAUAAUCACUUGUAAAAUAUUUUAGUUUAGACGUAAGCAUUCUAGUUGUCAUACAACCCAUAUGCUUUCACUAUAAAUAAACAAAAAAUACUUUGCUCAAAACUCAAAUUUCUUGGUAUGCUCCUGUAAACAUCUUUUGACUCUGAACUCCACAAUUCCAAUGCCCUUUACAAAAACAUGACAACACCAGUAAAUGCUUCCAAUGUUUCAGGGAAUCUUGCGGCCUCAAGUAUCUUUGCGUUUCCAUUUGUCAGUUUUAACUAACAUGAGUGACGCCGGCCCUUUAGACUUUUCAGGUGUGUACAGAUUCUGUGGACUUUUGUUUGUCUCAAAUAAGUCAGAGAUGAUGGUGUUUAUGCAAUUUACUCUUUUGUCAAAACAUAUAUAUUCUUCAUUACUUAUGUGUAGCAACAUGGCAGAUCUUUGUUUUUUUCAAUGACAAUGGAUGUUUUCCUUAUGGGGUGCCUACCUCUGUUUUUAAACUAAAGGUUGAGAUCUGAGGAUGUCCAUGCAAUGUAUUAGAAAACAUAUAUUUUUAUGUCUUUUAUGACUGAUUGUGCUUAAAAGAACUAUAACAUAACAUUGUUGUUUAUCAAUAUGUGUUACAUACAAUAUUUGUUUUAUAUUGCAUUACAAAUGACAAAAUAUUUGUCCAGGCAUUACAUAGUUCUAUAUAUUCCACACACCGAUCAAGUAUAACUUUAUAUAUGUGUAUAAUAACUUAAAAGAAAUGUAUGGCUAAAGGAUUUUCAACAUCUCAAAAUGUUUAGUGGUCCACAUCCUCAAAUGCAGAGCAAAGAUGAACCCGUGGUGAAUCAGCAGCCCAUGGAGAUAACUUGACCAGCACACCUUGUCGCUCAAACCAGUAGAUUAAUGUUGAUCCUUUUAUAGGAACGUGUUUGAUGAUGGUCAUUGUUAUACCUGAUCGGUGUAGAUCUUCUAUGUCCACUGCAAACUGUGCUACUUGCUCCUAAAUGCUGUCUUGCUACAUUUGUGUGAGAAUGAAUUGAAUUUGGGUUCAUGUCCUUUAAAAGUACAGUAAUGUUCUCCUAGAGGUGCAUGUUAACCUGUGAGCAAAUCCAACAAAUAGCCUUUUUCUGUGUACAAAAUGUCAUAGCUUCAGUAGGAGACAUCACCAGAAUAGAGUGGUGACUUAGCACUGUGCAUCUUUAGCCGAGGGAGGAGUCACGGAGUGGCGUUUGGCUGCUCCCCUCGCUCCUCUGACCUGUAAACCACAUGAUUGUUUUAGCAUUUUCAAGUGCCCAUUUCACACUUUCUCUUGUAAACAGUGUCUUCAUAUUAACACAUAUAUAGUCACUGGUUCAACUAUAAAGGGCUUCUUAUUCCUAAUCAGUCUUUAUUGGAUGGUGAUGACAUUGUUGCAUGUAUGUGUCUUUCUUGUGGAAAAUAAACAUACCCACAGCAGGGGAAUUGGUU